Erinaceus europaeus (western European hedgehog) is the source of this 2935-nucleotide messenger RNA. RefSeq names its product zinc finger CW-type and PWWP domain containing 1 (gene ZCWPW1). The record is from RefSeq and is a predicted model, not a curated record. Gene Ontology annotation, molecular function: zinc ion binding. Lineage: Eukaryota; Metazoa; Chordata; Mammalia; Eulipotyphla; Erinaceidae. Gene Ontology annotation, cellular component: nucleus. The transcript is spliced from 18 exons. Bases 850 to 2757 code for a protein of 635 amino acids.
ACCACGCCCACCCCCUCCCUUCCACCGCACCCCGGCCACGCCUGCCGACACCCCCUUCCCAACGGAGUAACAGCCACGCUCAGACUUCUCCAAGCGCCCGCGGCGGCUUUGGGCCGCCUUAUAUAUAAAGACGAGUGUGGGCGGGAACGAGGCUUUGACCCACUGGGAAGGUGCUGUCGGGCACCCUUUCCUGGGGAAGCCCUUUCUCCCCGCCAACAGUGGACGGAGUGCGGGUCCUAUGGCUGGGCAGGACGGGAGAAACUAAAGUGGGGUUCAGAAUAUAGUCUAGUAAGGAGACUGUAAGGAAGACAAAGCAUCAGGGGACGAGAAGAGGAAGGGAGAGACAGCUUGAGUUAGCGAGAUCAGUAAAAGCUGAAGUGCUUCAGGGACAAUCAGGCGCGGUGCCGCCGCCUAAAAGAGGGAAGCCGACAGGGAUUGUGGGAGAUGUAGUUUCUCUGGGCGUGCCACGGGAAGAUGGCGGUGGUGGGUCAACCGCGCAAGCGCAGAGGCGAGUCCCAGCUGCGCCUGCGCUGCAGCCCUGGCCGCGCGCCAUUGAGCUGCGGACCGCGUGCCGGGCCUCACACCUUUACUAGGUUGGCGGGAAAGCGGAGCCAUAGGCGGAGGGUUUGCAGAAGCGCUGCCCAAGCUCGCUCUGCCCCUCGCCGGGGGCCCUCCUCGCCCCGGAAGAUAAAGGGGAACAUCACUAUUGAUCGGUUUCCUACUAUUGAUCACUAUUGAUCGGUUAGGAGCUCAGUAGUCCAUCAUUCUCUCCAGUGGGCUGUGGCUACAGGAACACAGUUUGGCCUACAGAGCAGAAGCACCUAGAAAGUAAAACCUCUGAGUUGAGAGAUGGCAGCAUCACAGAACAAAGAAGAAUGUGAGAAAGGACUAAAGAAGAUCUUUGCUCCACCUGCACAAAAAUUGCUUGGUCUGGUGGCCUGUAGCUCUAAUUCAUCCCAAGAGGAGGUCCCAAGGAUCAGUUCUCCAGAGGCAGAGCCCAGACCGAACCUGACAAAGGCCCAGCUAGAGAAGAAGGAGAAGGCUGCUGCUGAAACUGGGCUAGGCAGUGGCCGGGGGAAAAAAGGAAAGACUCAAAACCCCAAGAAAACAGAGAAGAAAGGAAAGGAAAAAUCAAGCAUUACCAAUGAAGAAUUUGAGGAGAUUGUCCAGAUUGUGUUACAGAAGUCCUUCCAGAACUGUUUGGACACCACCUAUGCUCAGUCCAUGGGAUGUUCCAAGCUACACAAGGAACCAGAAAUUGUUUCUUCUGCCACUGGUAAUAAUAGUGCUGAUGGAGAGAGGGUAAUGAUAACUCAUAUUCUAGAGAUUUCAGCUUCUCAGGAAGAUAGACUCCCUGAAAUAAAGACAUCUGUAACAGACCAGCCAGCUCCUGUACCCGCUGUGAAGAAAAUCAGUAAAUUAUCCUCAAAUAAAAGAAAGAAGGAGACGCAAAAUGAGAAUGUGGAAAAAACUCAGAGUGGACCUGAGCACAGGCAGAAAGACCAACCCAAGAAAACAGCUCAGGAUCCUUCUCAGAGCAGGAACCACCAGGAAGAGGAGGAAAGUGGCUUUGGUCAAUGUCAAGUCUGGGUGCAGUGUUCCUCCCCAAACUGUGAGAAGUGGAGGCGGCUGCAGGGCAACAUUGACCCUUCAGUCCUUCCAGAUAACUGGUCCUGUGAACAGAACACAGACUUGGCAUAUAAUCGCUGUGAUAUCCCUGAGGAGACCUGGACAGGACAUGAGAGUGAUGUGGCGUAUGCCUCCUACAUCCCGGGGUCCAUUGUCUGGGCGAAGCAGCAUGGUUACCCCUGGUGGCCAGGCAUGGUAGAAUCUGAUCCUGACCUGGGAGAAUAUUUUCUUUUUGCUUCUCAUCUUGAUUCCUUGCCAUCCAAGUACCAUGUGACAUUUUUUGGAGAAACAGUCUCUCGUGCUUGGAUCCCAGUCAACAUGAUGAAGAACUUCCAGGAGCUGUCCCUGGAAUUAUCUGGGGUGAAAAAGUGCCGGAACAAGGACUACAUACAGAAACUGAAGGUAGCCCUGAUGAUGGCUCAGAAGGCAGAACAGAUCAAUAUUCAGGCCCGGGUUGGUGUGUUUGGUUUCUGGAGCCGAUAUAGUGGAUCUGACAACACUGGGGAAAGGAAAGGAGUUAACAGCCCAAAUUCCUCCUCGGAGAAAGAAGAGGAAGAAUCAGAGUUGGAGGAAGAAGUGGAAGACGAGGAAAAAAAGAAAAAAAGCCUGGCUUUACUUAGUUCCAAGGCAGCCAAAAUUCAGACCAAAAAAUCCAAGUCAAGAGGUGAGGCUGAUAAAAACCCCACUGAUGGACAAAAAGGAACUCUGCAGAAGAAAACAGUGAAGAGACCCCUGGGAAAUGAGCUUGUAGCUCCUCCUGUAGCUAUAAGUAAAGAAGGACAAACAGAUUCAAAUCCUGACCAGCCAGGGCCUAAGAAAAAAUUUAAGCCUCCCCCAGUCAAGCCCUCAGAAAUCAACUUGUCUGAGGAAAAAGAAGCCAGUGUGGUGCCUAAGGGCCUGUUCCCCUCAGCUCACUGUGAGACCCGUCCCACUGUGGGGAAGCAGGGGCCUGAACCCCAGGAACUGCCACCACAGGAGGCUGGGAGUGCCCCCCUUGAUAAUGAAAUCCCCAAUGACCUGGAUCUGGACCAACUUAUGGAGGAGAUCGUAAAAGAGCCGGAAAAGAGAGAGGAGCUGCAGCAAAGAGAUGGUGCAGAGGAGUUGACGAGGGACUUCUCUGAGGAGUAGUGGUGUGCCUGCGUCCCCUGCGGCUGGGGGGAGACCAUCUCAGAAGCAACCCCCCCCCCCCCCGGGGAAGCUAAGUGUUGGGGAAGUUUACCUACCCAUUGCAAGUUGAUGGCAGAGUAAAAGUUGUGCAGUUGACAUGCUAAUAAAGUAAUACAUCGUUGGUUUACUUCAUCUUUAA